Messenger RNA from Hemibagrus wyckioides, 3935 nucleotides. It is a transcript of the gene slc41a3, whose product is annotated as solute carrier family 41 member 1. Gene Ontology annotation, biological process: monoatomic cation transport. The transcript has 11 exons. Gene Ontology annotation, molecular function: monoatomic cation transmembrane transporter activity. Bases 1283 to 2728 code for a protein of 481 amino acids. NCBI's taxonomy places the organism in Eukaryota, Metazoa, Chordata, Actinopteri, Siluriformes, Bagridae. Gene Ontology annotation, cellular component: plasma membrane. The record is from RefSeq and is a predicted model, not a curated record.
UGCAUGAACUGAACAGAUAUAACAGAUAUAAUAAUCUAACAAAUAUCUAAUAAACACAAACUUUACAGUAAUAAACUUUACAUUUAAAUAAAUUCAUUUGCAUUUCAAUCUAAAUCUGCAUGUGUAACAGAUUAUAAAAUGUACACUGUUUAUUCAUUUACACAUAAAAUAUUUUUGCCAAUUUGUUAAUUACAGUCUUAUGAACUUAGGGCUGUUCAGAUUUAAGAGCUGAAUUAAACUCUGAAGACCUUUUCAGAGUUCUGAGCACGUGGCCGUCAGCUGACCAUCAGACCCUCACCACACAGAGGGACGGUCAGUUUUUCUGCCACCUGCUGGACAGGAUGAAGUAUUACAGUGAGAGGAUUCACGUCAGAAACUUUUCACACACUGCUCUGAAUCAAACUUUCUGACAAACUUCAACAAAAGAUUCAGAGAUCAUGAAUAACAAAGAGAAAUUAAAUGUAGAAAAUAAUAUUAAAUUCUACACAGGAGAGAAGGUUUCAUUUAAACCCGUCUCAUGUGAAGACAGACAUUCUCUUUUCUGAGAAUUUCUGAGAAUAAUAAUAUGAGAAUAAUUGAAUUCAGUAAAACACUAAAUCUACACUCUGUGUGUAGAAAAUGGAAAUAAACAUCAAUUAGUUAUUGUUAAGGGAUUUUUUUUAUAAUUUUAUACAUAUUUAUUAUCUCCAUUUAUCGAUUAUUACAUAUUUUUUUUGUCAUUUUUACUUUUGCAUUUUGAAUGUAACUACAACAGGUAAGAAAUAGUUUGCCGUUUAACAACAAAAAAAAGAUUUUCAGUGGGGAUUCGAGAGGAUUUGGCAACCCCGCGUGCUCCCGGCACAUUUGCUAGUGAGCGUGGGUUUAACGGAAGUGACGUGUUGUUGGGAUGUGAUUUGAUUAAACAGGGCGGAUGGAGGCGCAGAGACUUUAAUUGUUUAUCUCCAUUUCAUUUAUUUAUUUAUUUUAUUCAGUGUGUGCGCGCGCAGGAGCAGCUUCAGCACACAGGAACUGCAUCGUUUUAUUUAUUUAUUUAUUUAUUUAUUUUUCUGCGGAUGUUUAUGGCGGAUUGUUUUUAUGUUGUUCGCUUUGUUCUCCAUUAAAAGGUUAUAAAGCUGCUAUGAGCAGUUUAUGCAGCCUCACGCGCAGUGAUAAUGCAUUGUUAUAAUGUAGGAGUAAUGCAGAGCUCUGAGAAGUGAAGCUGAACAAGUUUGGGCAGAUUUAUUUAUCCUGAGUGAAUAUUAAUAUGGAUUAAAAAUCAAACAAGACCUGGAGAAGCUUCAUCAUGCCUGCUGAAGAUGUGCGUCAGAGGAAAGCGGGCCGUAAGAAGUCUAAGAAAGGGAAAGGUAAAAGUGCGAGUGUUAAUGAGAAGACAAGCGGUGUGAACGGACACGAUGACCUCCGCCCGUCUCCGCCCGUCUCUUCCCCCCCAAGACCAGCUGAGGAGAAGAGGAAAACGGCGCAGGCUAAAGUGGAGGAAGAGACGUCCACGUCCAUCUGCGCUCAGGUCAUGUUCCCCUACCUGUUGGCCGGAAUGGGCAUGGUCAUGGCCGGGAUGGUGCUGGACGCCGUGCAGCACUGGGAUGUGUUUAAAGUUAUCACCGAGGUGUUCAUCCUGGUUCCAGCUCUUGUGGGUCUGAAGGGAAAUCUGGAGAUGACUCUAGCGUCUCGUCUGUCCACCGCUGCCAACACGGGGCAGAUGGACGAUCCCAAACAGCAGUGGUCAAUGGUGUGCAGCAAUCUGGCACUAAUACAGGUCCAGGCCACAGUGGUGGGUUUCUUAGCAGCAGUGGCAGCUGUGGCUCUGGGGGCCAUGUCCAGAGGAGGAGUGGAGCUGGAGCAGGCGGCUAUACUGUGUGCUAGCAGUGUGACCACCGCCUUCAUCGCCGCACUAUCCUUAGGUUUGGUGAUGAUUGGCGUGAUUAUCGGCUCCCGGAAGGUUGGCAUUAACCCUGAUAAUGUUGCCACGCCCAUUGCCGCCAGCCUCGGGGAUUUAAUCACACUGUCCCUGCUGGCCGGAAUCAGCAGCACACUCUACCACUACAGAGAUGUGUGGUACGUGUCUCUGUUGGUGUGUGUGUUCUUCCUCUCUCUGAUUCCAGUCUGGGUUCUUGUGGCUCGUCGCAGUGUUCAGAUCAGAGAGGUUCUGCGGUCAGGAUGGCAACCUGUUAUAGUGGCCAUGUCCAUCAGCAGUUUCGGAGGUCUGAUUCUGGACAGAACUGUGAGUGACCCCAACUUCAAGGGCAUGGCUGUGUUCACGCCGGUCAUUAACGGUGUGGGCGGGAAUCUGGUGGCCAUCCAGGCGAGCAGGAUCUCCACCUACCUGCACUUCUGGAGCGUUCCUGGAGUUCUGCCCUAUAAGAUGAGACAGCACUGGCCGAACCCCUGCAUCUCCUUCUUCUCUACAGGAGUGAACUCUAAAUCUGCCCGUGUGCUGUUCCUCCUCGUUGUGCCGGGACACCUCGUCUUCCUCUUCACCAUCAGAACUUUACAGGGAGGCCACGCCCCCAUCACCCUGCCCUUUGUCUGCUGCUAUCUUUGUGCUGCACUGAUACAGGUGGCGCUGCUGCUCUACAUGGCGGAUGUGAUAGUGAGGUUCAUGUGGAGGAGAGGUUUGGAUCCUGAUAACUUCUCCAUCCCCUACCUCACUGCUCUUGGAGAUCUGCUGGGAACCGGCCUGCUCGCUCUCUGCUUCCACCUCGUGUUCCUCCUGCAGGGACUCGGACUGUGAUUAGACUGUCAGAUCCUCUUCUUCUUCCUCCUCACACCGUCCAGGACAGGAACUCCGCAGCUCCUCCUGCUGGAACCUCGUUCACUGGACCCUGACUGACCUGCAGGUUUAAUAAAGGUUCCUGGUGAAGAAGAAACCAGCUCCCAGCUCAGGAGUACAGAACUGUUCUGACUGUGAGGUUAAAGGUUCUGUAGGGUCCAUAAGAUUUCCACAACAUCUGAUCUAACUAAUAUUUUUUAUUUAUGGAGCAAAAUCCAAAGAUUCUGUGUAGUGACAAAACAUUUUACUGACUGAAGGAAGUUAUAAAGGGAUGAAUAAUUAACACCAUGUGUUAGAGGAGUGUGUGAGUUUACCUGAACCACAAGGUCUCACUAUAGUUCAAGAUUUUAAACACAAAAAAUUUUAGUUAGGGAAAAAAAAAAUAUUUUAAUGACCCAUACAAUCCACAACCCCACCCCCAUGAUUCAGAACCCCACCCAUAAAAUCCAUAACCCCACUCCCCACUAUCCAUAACCCUACCCCAAUAAUACAAAACCCAACCCCUAUAAUCCACAACCCUACUCCCUACAAUCCAUAAUCCCUGCCCUCCAAUUCAUAACCCCACCUAUGCAAUCCAUAUCUCCACCCCUAUAAUCUAUAGCCCCACCCCUACAAUCCAUAACCCCACCUCUAAAAUCCAUAACCACACCCCAACAAUUCAUAACUCUCAAUCUAUCCAAUCCAUUCUGUGGGCAUGUUCUCAUGUGCCCUUGUGGUUGAUCGCACACACACACGCACACAACUGGAUUUUUAAAAUUGUAAUAAAAGUGCUGAAGUUUGUGAGCUGGAGCUCAUUCGCUCCAACGCUGGAUUUAAUUACAGAAAUAUAUUGAAGGAAUAACCUCAGGAUCUGCAGCAGACAAAACGAUGGUAUUUAUAUGAAAAAUCAUUUAGCACAGCUGUGUAUUAAUGAAACACUGUGUGAAACUUUCACUUACAGGUGUUUACAUCAUCUGGAUGUUUGUACACUAAAUAAUUCAUUUAUUAAUUUAUGAUUGAGUUCAUAAUGCUGGAAAGAUGAGAGUAAUGACUCUGUGCUCUUCCUGCUCAUCAGUCAAUAAUCAAUAAAAUAAAUGAAACCCACUCACUCACUCAGUGUCUCCACCUCCAACACCACCAGCACUGAACUGAGAUCAUUCACAGCUCAUCAAUACUGCAGAGGACAUAA